This is a messenger RNA of Cydia pomonella (codling moth), 5245 nucleotides long. It is a transcript of the gene loco, whose product is annotated as regulator of G-protein signaling loco. Lineage: Eukaryota; Metazoa; Arthropoda; Insecta; Lepidoptera; Tortricidae. Gene Ontology annotation, biological process: signal transduction. The record is from RefSeq and is a predicted model, not a curated record. Gene Ontology annotation, molecular function: protein binding; GTPase activator activity.
UAAUGUUGCAGUUGCAAGUCGGUUGCAGUAUUUUAAAAGCGAACGCACGCAAACUUUCUAAACGUCAGUUACAACAAGACCUCGAAACUUUCUAGUUUUUCUAGUUUUCUUCUAUGAAGUAUCGCCUGCAGCUAUUAAUUAGAUCCCAUAUCCGGCGCGCGUUCUAAUUAGUUUACAACUUACGAUGAGUAUUUAACAAAGCCACACUCCGUGAAAAUGGUGCCUCAACAGCAAAGAAGAAGGAGGAGAAGGGCCGCUUUGGUUCGGACUUCGGAGCGUCGGGUUGUGGUCGCGAGAGGCCCUGGAGGUUUUGGGUUUACUAUAGCGGGGCAGCGGCCUUGUGUUGUGUCUGCCGUGGCGACUGGAGGGCCGGCGGAGCGCGCUGGUCUGCGCGCAGGGGACGCUUUGGUUGCUGUCGAUGGGGCCAACGUAGCGCGAGCUCCUCACGCCUCUGUGGCUCGGCUGGUGGCAGCAGCGCCGGGGGCGAUCGCUCUGAGCGUUGCUCCUCGGGAGGCUCCGCCGACAGACACGGAGGAUACCGAGCCAGAUGAGCGGGCGCGGACUAGGCGACGGCAUCCACCGCCGAGGCGCCGCCCGCAGCCUGCUAUGCUACACCACCCAGCAUGCCACGCCCCAAGCACAUCCAACGACAUCCUCCACCUGUCGCGCGCGCACCUCACGCCGGUCCAGGCCGCGCGCCUCGAGUGCCGCGCCGUCGUCGGCUACCUCGGCACCAUCGAGACCCCCAGCGCCGCCGCCAGCACUGCCCCUGGCAACGUACGCUCCGCUGUACGCAAGCUGCGCCAAGAACGACGACCUGCCACACCUGUGUUACUAUCUGUCUUACCUAAUGCGUUGAAUCUUAGACGCCCAGGCGGACAAAUACUCGCACAAUAUCAAAGAGAAAGAAUACUCUACGCUGGAUGCGGCUCAGACGCUGACCGAAGAUAUUUUGGACUUGUAACAGCAGCGGAGACUGAGGAACAACUUGAAGCGUCACAUAGCUGCCACGUUUUCGCUGUAGACCCUAGAAUGGCAGAGCAUGAAGCGCAUAUACCUCGAGCGAGAGAGUUCCAACUAACUUGUACUAGAGAUGCAGUUGCCGAGAGGUGUUUAGAAUUCCCACCGUCAGCAGAAUAUGUAGUUGGAGUUGUCAAAGGAAUGUACUCCUUACCGGCCGAUGAUAACAGCCCAAAUCUCGCGCAGAUUUCUAAGCUAGCCAUUAAAGGCGAUAGUCCCGCGUUUGGCAACUUCUCUAGAUGUAAUAGAGCGGUUUUUAGAGUGCCCAGAGAAAGACGGCCGUGUAGACACGAUGAUAGACUAGAGAGGCUCGAAGCUCAAGAAUUCAUCGCUAACUCACCUCAGCCAAGUAAUCAUAGCGAGAUAACGACUACGUCUUCCAACAGUGAUUCUGGUAUUGGCUUUCAUAAUGACUGUAGGAAUAUUGCCGAUCGGAUUUUAGUAGUUGAUUUCGCUGGACCUCAGCCUCCAGUGAACAGGUUUAGACAAGAGAUGCCCAGGCGGCCUCUAGGGCUGGUUGGCUGUAGUUUUGAAGAUGGUUCCUUCCUGUCUAACACAACUCCUGUAGUAGAUGGCUUUGCUGGUCAGGGCAGGCCUUUGAACUCGGAUGAUGUUCUUAACUCUGAUCUCCAAGCGAGACACGUGAGCCCUAGAAGUGAGGAAGAUAAUUACAACUACAAUGCAUAUGGUGUCGCUUCGACUUCGAGCUCUAGGAGUUUCCAGAAUGGAGUGGUGUAUGACCAGGUCUACACAGAACCAGAGACCCACCACUACGAGCUCCCAGACAUCCAACUAGAUCGCGUGGCCGAAGCUUUCAACUCCGUCGAAAUAUACGAGGAAAAAACUGACAAGCGUUCUUUCAACUCUGUCGAAAUAUAUGAAGAGAAGGUCUCCGACAAACAUUACUACUCCGUAGAGAUUUAUGAACACUCUGAUAGGAAUAAUUUUAAUUCCGUUGAGAUAUAUGAGAAGUCAGUAUCGGACAAGGCUAGCAUGGAUAGUAUGGAGGCGAGACCAAUGGAGAGAAGACAGGCGUCGCUGGAUGAUAUACUUGUGUUAGGACGCCCGCCGAAGAAUGAUGAUGAUAAUUUUGUGCAUCCCGCGACUGUGAAAAGCAAGGUCCGCAAAAUAAAACCCCUAAACCUACUCUCAAAAACGAAGCAUAUCCUCAUCGGGCGUGAGCGAGAAAAAAAGCUAGACAGAGAGCGAGCGCGCGCCCUCAGUGCGAGUGCGGGCGACGUUGCCGCUCCGGGCGCCGCGCCGCGCGACCUGCCCGCCGCCGCCAGCGAGCCCGACUUGAGACAGAGCGAGCAGACGUCACCGUUCCGGCGCUGGACGACGGGCAGCGGCGCCGGCAGCUCCUACCGUCACCACCACGACCCGCGCGCCAUGUACAACAAGCAAAUAAGCGAGGGCGCCGCGCCAGCGGUGCCUGGUGCGGGCGGCGUGGCGCGCUGGUCUUUAGGUCUUGAACAAUUACUGGCAGACCCAGCUGGUGCCGCGGCAUUCGCGCACUUCCUGUCCAAGGAGUUCGCUGCUGAGAACAUUAGGCCUGUGGAGCGCUGGUCUUUAGGUCUUGAACAAUUACUGGCAGACCCAGCUGGUGCCGCGGCAUUCGCGCACUUCCUGUCCAAGGAGUUCGCUGCUGAGAACAUUAGAUUCUGGUGGUCGUGCGAGCAAUACGCCGCCACCCCUGAGUCCGGACGGGCGGCCCUCGCGCAAGAGAUCUGGUCGCGUCAUCUCGCCGAAAAGGCGCCCGAGCCCGUCAACGUGGACGCCGCUGCGAGGAGAGCUACGGAACUAAGGAUGCAUCAGACACCAGCACCACAGGACCUGUUUCAACAGGCCCAAAAGCAGAUCUUCAACGUGAUGAAGUUCGACUCGUAUCCUCGGUUUCUACGCUCCGGCGUACAUGCGGAAUGCGCACGCGCUGAUCUUCGUGGGUUGCCAGCGCCGUACGCGCCGAGAGCGACGCAGCCUGACCCCCCAACGCCUACAAAGUGUUUUGACGUUGAACAGCUGAAGAAGUCGGCCUCCAACGCGUCGGAGCGGCGCCGCAGCGGCGGCUCGCUGCUGCCGUGGCGGCUGCGCGCCGGCUCCCGCGACCGCGCGCCCGACCACGCGCCUGUCACUGACCUCGUAAAAUCCAACAUGUCCGGCCAGUGCUCGCUCUGUCGCGUCGUGCUGCCCGACGGCGCGUCGUCGGUCGUGGGGGUGGACGCCGCGCUCACGGUGCGCCGCCUGGUCGAGAGGCUGCUGCAGCGGCUCAACCUGCCGUGCCCCAACUACGACGUCGUCGUGAGGGACGACCAGGGUGAAUGCUCAACCAUCGACCCCUCCCAACCGUCCACGAUCCUCAGCGGGCGCGAAGCCGUCGUGGAGCGGCGCUGCGUGGUGCGCGUGGAGGUCGCGGGGAGGCUGGUGGCGGUGCGCUGCCGGCCGCAGCGCCGCGCCGCGCACGUGCUGAGGCCGGUGCUGAGGAGGUAUCUCCCGGGGGCGGCCCGGUAUCGUCUGUUGAGAGAUGCUGCGCCUCUGCCUUUGGACACCCCUGUUCAGGAGUUGGACGGCGCUCGGCUUCUUAUACUAGAAAUACCGGGGGGCGAAGAAGUUACAGAGGUGGAGUGCGAGCUGAGUGCUGAUGAUGAGUUGGAUUCGCUCAGCGAGAUGGCGCUGCGGCUGCACGAUGAUAACGCCGAUGCCCAGAGCGGCGCGAGCAGCACGAGCCGCAGCGACGCGAGCGGCCGCGUGCGCGCCGCGCUGCGCCCCGGCCCGCCGCUGCACCACCACCCUCCCGAUUUCCUAAACAACCUGCAAGCGGCCCAACGGCAGCGGCUGCAGGGCGGGCCGGGGGCGGACACGGCAGCAGCGCGCGCGCCGCCGCCGCUGCCGCCCAAGCCCGCCGCGCGCCCCGCCGCGCCCACCCUCGUGUGAGCAGCCGCGAGGGCUGGAGCCCGGCGCUCCCGGGAACGACGAAAAUGUUCAGUCCAAAAUUAAAGAUGGCGUACCCUUCAAUCAGAAGGACAUCACGUCAACUCGCAAGGUUUGCGGGUCGCCUCAGUUCAGACAAACUGUUGAAGAUUUAUUGAAGCAAAAAUGUACAGUGACUCUUCAAUUAGAUGACGUGACGUCAAACUGCAAGGAGGUUGCCGGUCACCUCAUUGAAAAGACUUGUUGAUUUACUGUAAUAAAAAUCUUGAAGUGUAAACGACUCUUCAAUUAAUAGAUAUGAGGACAACCGCAAGGUUUGCGGGUGAAGAGACUGUUGAGAAUUAAAUAUCUUGAAGUGUUUAUUCUAGGGAACAAACGCUUAACUGCGAGUGAAUUUGAAAUUAAAAUUGCGCUUAAUUCGAUUUGAACAUAGCAAUCAUUUGAAAAAUAAAACAGGGACAGUAUAUGUUCUUUAAUAGUCAUCGGUUUAUCACCAGUACGUAUAAACUUCAAGUAUAAUAAUAUGAUAACAUUCACUAUUCUGAACCUAAGUGUAUAUUUGACACUUAUGUUUUUAGACACAUACGAAAAACACCGAUUAUUAUUACUAAUGUGGCAUUACUGUAUUCAUUAUAAACACGUGUCACCGACUUGUCCGUAUUUUAAAAUCAAUACAGAGUCGUAAAUGUUUGAUAUUCACGUAUAAAUAAUAUAUUGUACAAUUAAAAUAUUCCUAAUAACGACGAGUGUACAAAUGCAUGCCAUGAGACCAUUUUAGAAUGAUUGCAAUCAUCUAUAUGUAUAGAUUCUCGUUUUUUGACCAAUGUCCAGACUUCAGAAGUGGGAUCAUAUUGUACAAAAAAAGUAUUAUAGUUGUAAAUAGUUACUUAAUAGUUACUAAUAUUUGGUGCCUUCCAUAGACAUAAGACUGCACUAACAUUACUUUUAUCGAAUCGUGGAGCGGACCCUAAUAUUAUAGAGCUAAUUUUAAGAUCUGGUAACAAGUUAUUUGUAUACAUUUUUGUCAAUAUUCAAUAGCGUACAAGCCAAGGUAUGUUAAAAACUUCUUAAACAAUUACCAGGACUAUCUUGUCGAAACAUUAAUGUAGUAAAAAAGGUUGUAUUUGACUUACAUUCAUGACAUACACAAAAUUUUAAACAGCACCCGUAUGUGUAGCUAUAUCAUUUGAUUUGUGGAAUUUUGUGUUAAAAUAGUGAAUAGUAAUUUAUUAUUUAAAAUAUUGUAAAGCAAAUGAUUUAUGCUCGGAGAGUAUAUGAAAUAAAAUAGUGUUAUUAA